AUGUCAAGGCUGUUUGUUUAUACUCAAGGAACACCAGGGCACCACUUCUAUGCCAGCAGAACAUGCCCAUAUCAUGAUACUCCCACUAGACCCUUGCACAGUAUUGAGAGACUAGAGUGGAAUGGUAUUCCCAAACCGUGGGCUACUUCUCCGAGUUCCGGUCAAGGGUCCACAUUUCCUAGAUGCUGUCACGUCAACGGUUCUUCUGUUGAUACAAAGGACAGUUCCGUCCAAACCAGCCUUGAAGAGGACAGCAGUCAAGUAAGCGAAGUCAUUCCUGAAGCUGAUGAGGGUCCAAUCUCAAAACCUGAAGACAGCCAGUCCCAUGCGAGGGAGUUUGUCUGCGUCCAGAGUGAUUCUCAAAGCAUAUCCGUAGUUGAGAAGGUUUAUGUUCCUCAUUGUGAGAGUAUAGCCACUCAGACGUCGUCGGAGUUCUCUUCGGGCAAAAUAACCGAGCUCGGAAAAGCGAAUAAUGAACUAAUGUUCAGUUUACCGCCGGUGGUAUCACCCGGAGAGGAGGAGCCCGACGACGGAUACUGUGAACACGUGCUCACACAGCCGGCUACCAUAAGCCAGGUGGAUCCCGAUCUUCUGCAUUCGCAGAUAGCCUUACUGCCGGGUUGCCGCGAUGUUAAAGGACGUAGUGUUGUUGUCAUCUCCAGCGAUGCGGUCAAAGAUAGCCUUCAGUUGUCUUCUUGUCACUUGGCUCAGUUGUUGUUGUACUUCCACACCAUUCCCAAGAAAGAAGUCAUUUCCAGAGGUUUCUUGAUGUUGAUCGAUGCGUCCAGACAUUCCGAGGAGUUCUGGAACGCCCUAGAUGAAACCUUCUGCCUGAUAGAAGCCAAUCUAUCCAAUGUGAUAAGUGAAGUUCUAAUUUUGUAUGAAGAAGAUGACAACAAAUUAGAGCGAAGUGCUUUGUUUCCUACAAGCAGAGUUCAGUUCGAGGUUUUGCCCUCGCAAGAUAAACUCCUGAAUUACAUCCAGAAGGAGCAAUUACUGUCUAAGUAUGGUGGGGUGUACGUGUACGACCAUCAGGAGUGGAUCAGUUUCAGAAAGUUCUUAGAACCGUUCAUCAAUGGCUGUCGUUUAUCUGGUCGUCAUUUGGUUUCGCUCCUAGAAGAGCUAAGAGGAAGUCGUCUGCCAGUGUCGUCCAGCCUCACUCAUCAAAUGAUCGAGCAGCAGAAAAGAAAUGUCAGUCACACUUUCCGCGACGAGCAGCUACGACACCUGGAGGAGGAAGGCGAUACCAUCCUUAAAGAGCUUCAAUCCUACAGAACGCGGUCUCCUCACAAUUACGAUUAUAGGGAAAAUUUGGAAAGAACGAGUAACCUGUAUGACGAACUUCGAACAGCAAUAUCUAAGUUGGCGCGCCUAGCUGACAAGAGACUGAGUCGUUUGGAGGAGUGCCUACAGCUUAAGACCUUUCAGGAAGAAUCUAGUCAAGUGCUUUCGUGGCUGUGUAGAAAAGGGAAUGAGUCUUUGGAAAAGCACCAAGCUAUCGCAGAUUCCUUGGGAGCUAUCAAGCAGCAAGAAGAAGAAUUCGAAAAGUUCUAUUUCUUGGCCAUGGUAUUCUUUCAGCAGAUUCUGAACAAAUCGGACUUUAUCAGCUGUGUUCCACAGAAUGAUGUCAAACUUUGCAGUUUGGACUUGCUGGCCUUUUCUAAUUAAAGUAACAGCGAGGCCUUUUUGAUUUCUUAUCUCAAUUAUUUUUAGAAGUUUGUAAAAUUUUUUUGCCAUUGUAGAUAGAUAUGUAUUUGUCACGCACAAAAUUAUUGUGGAAGAGAUAAAAGCUACAUG
Messenger RNA from Stegodyphus dumicola, 1797 nucleotides. Its product is annotated as puratrophin-1-like. Gene Ontology annotation, molecular function: guanyl-nucleotide exchange factor activity. The record is from RefSeq and is a predicted model, not a curated record. NCBI's taxonomy places the organism in Eukaryota, Metazoa, Arthropoda, Arachnida, Araneae, Eresidae.